Molecule: messenger RNA, 2411 nt
Organism: Malurus melanocephalus (red-backed fairy wren)
Lineage: Eukaryota; Metazoa; Chordata; Aves; Passeriformes; Maluridae
Gene: RIPPLY3
Product: ripply transcriptional repressor 3
Exons: 6
Coding region: 1089-1775 (228 amino acids)
Biological process (GO): embryonic pattern specification; negative regulation of transcription by RNA polymerase II
Cellular component (GO): nucleus
Source: RefSeq, a predicted model, not a curated record
GCUUCCCCCCCUCUUCCUUCCACCGGCGGCUGAAGGGAACGCGGCGGCGGCGCCUCACGACCGAGCGCUGACGGCAAUGCGCAGUUUUGCGGUAAAACAAAGUGUAAAAAAAAAAAAAUUAAGGAGCGCUCAAAAUCGUUUGAAAUGGCUCGGGGCGUUGUCUCUUUGCAACGGGUGAGUUGUCGCCGUGCUCUGGAGGAGGAAGAGGAGGAGGAGCAGGCGAGAUCCUCCCUCAGCCGGCGCCACGGUUCGGCUCCUUACGGAAUCGCGGAAAGGUUUGGGUUAAAAGGGACUUAAAGAUCACCCAGCUCCACCCUCUGCCGUGGGCAGGGACACCUUUGAAAGAACUGAGAGGGAGAUGUCUUUACAAACAAUCUGCGGGCCUGCUGGUGGAUAAGGCCAGGGAAGGUAGUCACAACACUGAGCUUUGUGAGAAGCCAUGGAUCAGUCUCAUCCCAGCAGAUAUCUAGUGGGUGAGUGAAAAGAGGACAUAAAAAAUGCAAAAUGCAAGGCUACAAGGAAGAAGCCAACACCAACAUUCCCUGAUGUGUGACAGUUGUUUCCUGAAAAGAGCAUGAAGCCACAAUCUUUUAUUGUUAUUCUGAACUUAAGGCCUUGGUAAUGCUUGGAAAUUUAGUGAAACAGGUAUUGUGACAUAACAGUUUUAUUCCUGAGUGGAUCUCCUGCAGCAGCACGCUGGCGCUGGAGAUAAACAAGGAACAAAUUAGUUCUACUGUCACAUUUCAAGUGAAGGGAUGAGAGGAAAUGGCCUCAAAUUGUGCCAGGGGACAUUUGGGAAAAAAGUUUCCCUGUCAGAGUGGUCAGGCCUUGGAAUGAGCUGCCCAGGGAGGGGGUGCAGUCCCUGUCUCUGGGAGUGCUCAGGAGSAGUCUGGAUGUGGCCCUUGGGGACAGGCUUUGGGGUGAUGCUGCUGGGGCUGGGGUGGCACUGGGUGAUCCCAAAGGGCUCUUCCCACCUUGAUGGUUCUGUGAUUCUGUUAUUUUCCCACCUGGCAUUGAACACCUCCAGGGAUGGGAUUCAAUGUUUCCACUAACAGAUUACACUUUCAUUUGAAAUUCAAAGAGUUAAAAUGUUUCUCCUUCUCCAUCUCAAACUGAAGAAAUGCCAGCCUUGUGCCGCUGCCAUAUCCUGCCCUACAGAGAGGAGCAAAUCUCCUGUGCUCCUCACCUGGCACCUUACACUGCUCCUUUGUGUGACUUUAUCUCAUGCAGGAACUCAAAAUCCUUGCCUGGGCACAUCAAAAGAAAGAAAACAAGCGAAGGAUCCGAUCUCCAAAGAAAGCUCUCCACUCUGGAAUUCACUUUCUCCGGGGAAGAUCCUGACACAAAGGAGGGGCUCAGAGCCUGUCCCGGCUUUCAGAGCAUCCAUGGAGGGAGCAGCGGGGAAGCGCUCCCGGGAUUGCCGGGAUUGCCGAGCGGGACUGCACCUGGGCAGGAUAUUCCACGAUCCCGUUGUGUCYCGAUCUUCCUGCAGCCCUGCUUUGUGGAGGCCCUGGAUGCUCUCAGCGAGGGAUGGGGCGGCCACCGAGAACCAACAAAUGCCAGAAUCGGAUGGUCAGCUAAUAAAUUACAGAUCAAAAGGAGCCCUGGGCUUCCAGCAUCCUGUGAGACUUUAUUUGCCCAAAUCCAAAUCCCAGAAGUUUCUGGACAGCACUGGGGAGAAGGUUCUGGCAAAUUUUCCAGUACAAGCCACGAUUCACUUCUACAAUGAUGACACUGACUCUGAGGAAGAGGAAGAAAAAGUGAGCUCAGCCUAACRAGGAACAGCCUUGACAAACACAAAAUCCACAUGAAAAAAAUGGAGAGAUAAGAAAAGAACUGCCAGGAAUGGAUGGACAAACACCUGACCAAACAGAGAAAUAGAUCAAAGCUCAGAAAAAAACCUAUUUAUAAUUCUCUUUCCGAGAAGAAUGAGUCAAUGAAGUGGAAAAUGGGAGGAAAUCCUUUCGUGUUUUACAGACUUUCAAAUAAAACUCUGAAGCUGAACAAAAAAUGGGAAGAUUUCAGUCAGGUUGGUUUAAGUAAAACAGAUAAAGAACAUUACAAUCACAGUAAUUAGUUACUCAUUAAUGUUUACAUUCCUGAUAAAGUGAAAAUUGGAUUGAUUAUGAGUCUGAAUAAUGUAAUAUGAAGCCCCAAAAUAACCCAAAGGCUUGGAAACACAAUGAAAUGGAGCGAGGAAUUAUUUCAAAUGCAGAGACUGYUGCUGCUUGGCUGUGUGGGACAGAUUUAUUCUGCUAUAAAUGCUGAAUGCCCAGAUUUCCAGUGCAACCCACGGCCAGGACAAGUCCUAAACAACAGCUGGGAUAUUUUCUGGGGUUAUGAUAUUCURUUGUUAUCAGAUUUCUCCUCCUGUAAUCUUUUGCCAUUCAGAAAAAAAAGUCASCCUCRAU